Molecule: messenger RNA, 238 nt
Organism: Austrofundulus limnaeus
Lineage: Eukaryota; Metazoa; Chordata; Actinopteri; Cyprinodontiformes; Rivulidae
Product: DNA-directed RNA polymerase II subunit RPB4
Biological process (GO): DNA-templated transcription initiation
Cellular component (GO): RNA polymerase complex
Molecular function (GO): nucleotide binding
Source: RefSeq, a predicted model, not a curated record
GUCUUCAUGAAGACCCUCAACUACACGGCCCGCUUCAGCCGCUUCAAGAACCGGGAGACCAUCACCGCCGUCCGCAGUCUCCUCCUGCAGAAGAAGCUCCAUAAGUUCGAGCUGGCCAGUUUGGCCAACCUGUGUCCUGAAGCAGCUGAAGAGGCCAAAGCUCUGAUCCCCAGUUUGGAGGGUCGGUUUGAAGACGAGGAGCUGCAGCAGAUCCUGGACGACAUCCAGACCAAGAGGA